CCCUUCGUGCUGCUGCCCGGCCGGCGCACACGGACCACUCUGCACCGGCCGCCUUUUUUCUCAAUUCCUGCUGAGCUUUCCACUCCUCUCCUUCUACCCAGACCCUACGUCCAUUUCGUCCAACACCAGGCUUCUUUCAUCCCCCCAAGCCUCAAUUCCAUCAACUUCCAUCACAAUGGCUGCUGCUCGCAUCACCCCCAAGAUGGCCAACCUCACCAAGGCCGCCCGCCCCGUCUUCGGCCGCAACCUGGUCCAGCAGCGCGCCUUCACCGUUGCCAGCCCCGCUGUCAAGCGUGCCACUCCCUUCCAGGCCGUCAAGCGCCAGCAGCCUUCCCAGAUCCUCAAGGCCGCUCAGUUCAACCGCCAGUCUGCCCGUCCCUACAGCUCCGAGAUGGCCAACGCCCUCGUCCAGGUCUCCCAGAACCUCGGCAUGGGUAACGCCGCCAUCGGUCUCGGUGGUGCCGGUAUCGGUAUCGGUAUGGUCUUCGGUGCUCUCAUCCUUGCCGUCGGCCGCAACCCCAGCAUGCGUGGCCAGCUCUUCUCCUACGCCAUUCUGGGUUUCGCCUUCGUCGAGGCCAUUGGUCUUUUCGACCUGAUGGUUGCCAUGAUGGCCAAGUUCGUCUAAACAAUGGGAUUCUCGCUAGGUGCUGGCUAGUGUUGGUCGCUGGCCUUCCUGCCGUCGCCCGAUGUUGGAACAGGGGAUGGGUCGAUUCGUGGAGGUCUCCAUACAGUGGUUCGAGGGCAGGAGAGCCAGCGAAAUCUUCGUGGUAUUAUAGAAGGAAGCUCUUUUCUCCUUUGUAACCGCACUGUAUUUUCAU
Aplosporella prunicola CBS 121167 is the source of this 818-nucleotide messenger RNA. RefSeq lists its product as uncharacterized. The coding region runs from base 176 to 625 and encodes 149 amino acids. The record is from RefSeq and is a predicted model, not a curated record. The transcript is spliced from 3 exons. NCBI's taxonomy places the organism in Eukaryota, Fungi, Ascomycota, Dothideomycetes, Botryosphaeriales, Aplosporellaceae. Gene Ontology annotation, molecular function: proton transmembrane transporter activity. Gene Ontology annotation, biological process: proton transmembrane transport; proton motive force-driven ATP synthesis.